Messenger RNA from Pseudocercospora fijiensis CIRAD86, 1052 nucleotides. RefSeq lists its product as uncharacterized. The transcript has a single exon. NCBI's taxonomy places the organism in Eukaryota, Fungi, Ascomycota, Dothideomycetes, Mycosphaerellales, Mycosphaerellaceae. Gene Ontology annotation, cellular component: mitochondrion. The coding region runs from base 6 to 944 and encodes 312 amino acids. Gene Ontology annotation, biological process: L-valine catabolic process. The record is from RefSeq and is a predicted model, not a curated record. Gene Ontology annotation, molecular function: 3-hydroxyisobutyrate dehydrogenase activity; NADP binding; NAD binding.
AUCCCAUGGCCAUCAACCUUCGAAAGAAACUCCCUCAAGAGACAACCCUAUACAUCAGCGAUAUCAGCGAGGCAGUGAUCGAGAAGUUCUACCAGGAAACAGCAGGCCAAGGUCCAGUUGCAGUCGCCGCCACUGGUCUCCACGCUGUCCAGGUCGCUGAUAUAGUCAUCACCAUGCUUCCGGACUCACCUGCAGUGAAAUCAGUCUAUCUCGACUCCGGCACUGGGAUCCUGGCCGGAGUCUCCGCCAUAGCAUGCAAAGGACCUGUCAAAAAACUCCUAAUCGAGUGCGGCACGAUCGAACGAGCGACGAUUGACAAAGUGAGCGCUGCGGUCGAGACGUGCGCCCAAAGCUUGCCGGCUGGCUCGAAUAUUGAUUUCAGCGACGCGCCAGUUUCUGGUGGACCGAUGGGUGCUCAAGCAGGCACGCUCGCCUUCAUGGUUGGGACCAACAACCCCGAAGCCCGAUUUCCCCAGAUCAAAAACAUCCUCAAGCCCAUGGGGAAAGAGUCAUCAAUCUUCCUUUGCGGCCCAGUAGGCGCGGGCGUGUCUUUCAAAGUCAUCAACAAUUACAUCUCGGCCAUCACAUCUCUUGCCUCGAGCGAGGCUUUGAAUAUGGGCGUCAAACUUGGGUACGAUCCGAAGACGCUUACGCAAGUUAUCAAUGCGAGUGGAGGCCAGAACUGGGUCGUUUCGCAUUCGAAUCCUGUGCCGGGAGUGCAGGAGAACGUGCCUUCGUCUAGAGAUUACGAAGGCGGGUUCCGUAUUGAGCUGUGCAAGAAGGUUUUGGAGAUGGGGAUCGAGUUGGCAGAGCAGGCUGGAGCUAGGACGGUCCUUGACAAGCCUACCCUUGCAGCUUUCGAGGAAGCGGCAGCGGACGAUCGAUAUAAGGGGAAGGAUGCCAGAGUCGUUUAUAAAUGGUUGAGCGAGAGCCGUUCGACUUGAAGGCGUUGCUGGGCUGGGAGAACAGCCAAGGCCUCGCAGAAGGGACUGAUUUCAUUAUUGUAAUCCGCAUGGUUGUGGGUUUGUGGAGAGUGUGGCCUUUACUGGUGG